CGCAAAUUUUUAGCUUCGUAGACUUUUUCGUUUCUAAUAACAGCGUCUGAAAUAUCUGAGACUUGCAUGAGCAGGUCAAAUAAAGACUUCAUGUCAUGGAUUCGCGGGUAUGUACGUAACUAUGCCUUUCUCCACGUUUUCCUCGUCACUGCAUGUAUUUUCCUGCCAUGGUGGAUCAAAAAUGGAGCGAACGACGAGUCUGGGAUAUUCGCCGAAUUGAGGCAAUUUGGAGGAGAAAAGUGCGCCUCUUUACCCCAUACCGACAGCGUUUUCGUGAUUAUGAAGACUGGUACUACGGUUCUACAUAAAAGGCUACCGGUUCACUUGGAGUCGACUUUCAAAUGUAUCCCGGACUACAUCGUCUACUCGGAUGCGAGCGAGUCCGUGCAUGGCCUCGAUAUUCAUGAUAUCCUAUCUCAAAUUGAUGCCGAGAUCAAGGAUCAGUUUCCAACCGAAUUUGCGCUUUAUAAUCGGCUUCAUGGGCAAGAAAGCUCAACAUUAUCCACCAACCAAGGAUGGAAGCUAGAUAAAUGGAAGUUCUUGCCAAUGAUGAAAAGCGCACUGGGCGCAAGGCCGAAUGCGAUGUGGUUUAUAUUCAUUGAAGAUGACACUGCUGUUGUGUGGUCUAACUUGCUGCAUUGGCUUGCGACACACGAUCCCAGUGAAUUCUAUUACUUUGGACGAAGACAAGAAGUUGCAAACCGACCCUUUGCUCAUGGUGGCUCGGGCUUCAUACUUUCUAAUCCUGCGUUACGGAAAGCAGUGAUGUAUUUGAUGCCUCGAAUGAACCAGUACUUUAAUCUGACAAUGCAAAUGUCUUACGGCGACAUUUCAACUGGAUGGAUGCUAGAAGAUAGUGGGGUUUCAUUGAUUGAUACCUGGCCCUCAUUUCAAGGCGAGAACCCAGGAAAGCUUCAGUAUACAGAGCAAAUUUGGUGUCGGCCUGUGAUGACACAUCACCAUAUGUCACCGCGGGACAUAGCAUCCUUGUGGAUGUUGGAGCAGAGGACCCUCCUUGAUAGAAGAGAUGUCGAGAUGGGCGCAAGUCUUCUUCAUCGCGACGUAUUCAAAGCGCUUAUUCGUCCCAAAUUAGUCCCCCAACUUGAAAAUUGGGAUAACGGACGUGGUGACGAGCGUUUCGCUCCAACUGUUUCGGAAUGUCAGGACCUAUGCAUAUCCGAUGAAACCUGUGUCCAAUUUCGAUUCACACCUGAGACUUGUCGGUUGUCUAGUUACGUUAGGUUCGGUAUCCCGACAGAGCCUCGAUUUGAAAUCACGUCGGGAUGGCUACCGGAUAGAAUUGAUCGACUUUAUGGGAAAUUUCAGUGUCGUGAGUAGUCAAUAUCAUCCUCCUGCGAGGGCUUGAAUUUUAGAACACAUGUAUUGUAUCACAGGACUAGUUUCUGUAUUACAC
Talaromyces proteolyticus is the source of this 1414-nucleotide messenger RNA. RefSeq lists its product as uncharacterized. The coding region runs from base 67 to 1338 and encodes 423 amino acids. Gene Ontology annotation, molecular function: glycosyltransferase activity. The transcript has a single exon. The record is from RefSeq and is a predicted model, not a curated record. Gene Ontology annotation, cellular component: membrane. NCBI's taxonomy places the organism in Eukaryota, Fungi, Ascomycota, Eurotiomycetes, Eurotiales, Trichocomaceae.